AAGAAGACUCCAUAGCCCACAGAGAGCAGCUGCUGCAAGAGAGAUCGAUGCUCUGUCUUUUAUUCUCCCAUCAAAAUGUGCAAACGGGACAGCGCUGCCUUCGUACGGGGUUGCAUUCGCUGAAGGAGAGUUUUGCGCCCGCUGUCAUCCAUCCCUCGCCCCUGUCGCGUUACUGAAGCUGCUGGGGCCUGAUCCUGCAGCUGCCACAUCGGCGCUAUGUCGGCAAAUAAAACAAAGAAAGUCAAAAUGGCCACCAAAUCUUGCCCUGAGUGCGACCAACAGAUUCCGGUGGCUUGUAAGUCAUGUCCCUGCGGGUUUGUUUUUAUCAGCCGCAAACUCCUGACGGCCAGGUUAAAUGAGCGCCCCUCCUCCCCAGGACUAGCAGAUCAACUGGAGUCGAAGCGACGGCGAACUGAGCGCAUUCGUAAAGACCGUAUCGAGGCUCUGCCUAGUGACAUGGAGAACCGGAGGAGACCUCGACCCAGCUGUCAGGGAGACCCCAUCCGCAGGGGCCGAGGGAGACCCAAGACUGUGGGCCUCAAGAAGGUGGAGGAUGACAGAGAGAAACAAGAGAAGGAGGUGGACAUGUACGCCAGCCUCUCAGAUGAGAAAGCCUUUGUGUUUUCUGUGGCUUUAGCCGAGAUCAACCGCAAGAUCCUGGGACAGAGACUGAUCAUGUGACAUCCGCUUCUGCUGGAAUCCAUACCCAGGAUUAUAAUUUUUAUUUGAAUAUUUAGUUUUUCUCCACAGAAUACCAAAAAGGACUGGACUGAGUGGAAAUAGUGCCCUUUUUGCUGUUUUUGACACAAAUGCCUGCAAAAUAACUAAGACUUUUGAGACUUUAUUCUUGGGGAUGUACUGUAGGAACACAUGCUGAACUCUAAUAAACAUAUAUUUUUGUGCA
Periophthalmus magnuspinnatus is the source of this 904-nucleotide messenger RNA. RefSeq names its product UPF0547 protein C16orf87 homolog. The record is from RefSeq and is a predicted model, not a curated record. The transcript has 4 exons. Lineage: Eukaryota; Metazoa; Chordata; Actinopteri; Gobiiformes; Gobiidae. Bases 217 to 681 code for a protein of 154 amino acids.